This is a messenger RNA of Fusarium verticillioides 7600, 1338 nucleotides long. RefSeq lists its product as hypothetical. The transcript has a single exon. NCBI's taxonomy places the organism in Eukaryota, Fungi, Ascomycota, Sordariomycetes, Hypocreales, Nectriaceae. The record is from RefSeq and is a predicted model, not a curated record. The coding region runs from base 1 to 1338 and encodes 445 amino acids.
AUGCGUUCAUUCCUUAUCUUAGCUUGCCUUCUCGGCACAGCUUUAUCCGCUCCUUUCAAAAUAACUUCUCUCGACACCACCCGCGAAGGCUUCCUCAAAGCUCAUCCAGGCGGUACAAACAAUGUUGAAGUAACAGAUAACAAUCUCCUCAACGGGACAUACGCAAGAAACAAAACUCGCGUUUUGACACACCGCGCUGAACAAGCGACGUUGCCUCUGAAGCUAGUAAACAACUUUAGUGGCGGAAACGUCAGAGCGUAUAUCUCAGGGCUGGACUCUGACGGCACAGUCGUCUUCAUCGGCGCGAGUGGAAACCUUGUGUAUCCUAAAUCAGGAGGAUCGAAAGUCCCUGUUGAGAUUAAGGAUAACAUCGCUAUUCCUCUCCCGGCACAGGGUCAGACUCUAGAGUUUACUGUUCCUAUCUCCAUGAGCUCUGGCCGUGUUUAUUUCGCUAACGAAGAUCUUCAUUUCUUUGUCGUUGAUAUUGGAAGUGGCGAUGGUCUAGUCCAGCCUUCUGUUACGAAUCUGCAAGAUCCUAGUGCAGGUGUAGACUGGGGUUUUGUGGAAUUCACCUACACGAAUGGGGUUCUGUACGCCAACAUCAGUUAUGUCGACUUUGUGGGUAUUCCUCUUGGCAUGGGUCUUUCUCUUAAGGAUGGAAGUACUCAAUCGUGCGCUGGACUCGAGUCUGGUGCUGUGAGUAAGAUCUGCGAUGAUCUUGUUAAGCAGAAAGAUAAGGAUGGGAGAGCCUGGACUUUUAUGUGCAUUGCGAAUGCGCAGGGCAAACCAGUCCGUGUGCUUUCGCCUGGAAAUCAGUAUGAUCUUGAACCGAUCACCUUUGGGGAUUACUGGGAUACUUAUGUCAAUGAUGUGUGGAGCAAAUACUCCUCGCAAGACCUCAUCAUCAACACGCAGUCUGAAGCAGGCAACGUCAAGUGCCGCGUCACAGGGGACCAACUCACUUGCGACGGCGACAACAGAGGAUAUGGCAAGCCCAACACCAAAGACAUCUGGGGGUGUAACAGCGGUCCUUUCACAGUGAUGGAAGGCGAUAAUGCAGUUCACGCAGCGGUUGUUCCUCGUCUCUGCGCUGCGUUUGUUCGAACUACACUUCUUGUUGACGGAGGCGAUACACAGCCCAAGUUGGGACAGGAAUCGUACUACAAGAAUGAUCCUACGAGCCAUUAUAGUCGGAUUGUACAUUCUUAUGAGGUUGAUGGCAAGGGAUAUGCGUUUCCGUAUGAUGAUGUCAACCCGGACGGGAAUGAGAAUGCUUCUGGUGUUGUUUCAGGUGAGCCGGAGACUUUGACGAUUUUUGUUGGCGGGCCUUCUGCAUAG